Messenger RNA from Porites lobata, 10197 nucleotides. NCBI's taxonomy places the organism in Eukaryota, Metazoa, Cnidaria, Anthozoa, Scleractinia, Poritidae. The record is from the annotation of a GenBank genome assembly.
CGUUAGCCACAACUACGCAGGCUAUUUUUAUUGGUGCCUUUAGGUUUGUUUUCGUUUCGUGAUGGUGUGAUUUUGUGGAAAAUUGUUUUUGAAAUAGUCUGCUCGUGACUAAGUUUGUUUGUCCAAGCUCAUCCUGUUACGCUUUUUGUUUCGGUAAGUGAAGAAAUUGGCGAAAUACGAGAGUAAAGAUAAGAUAGAGUCCGUAUGUACAUAUGUCAAGCUAUUAGUCGAGCUGACGGCCGGCUGACGUAAUUUAAAAUUUAAAUUGUCGCGCAGUUUUAUUGGUACAACAACAGGAUCAUCACCGGUUUUCGUUUUAGCGAAGGAGCCACCGACUUUCCAAGGCGACGUUAGAGUUUGCAAUUUUUCGUGGCAGAUGGAUGCGAAAGUUUGGUUUUGCAACACUUUUAUCACGCCCUUUUUACAACUAUCAGUCUUGUCAUUUUCCACAUGGGUCGUAAUUUUCAUGUCAAUAUUUCUCGCGAAGCUUGCACACUUCCUACUGACAAGCUUUGCAAUGAUGCGGCAAUCUUACAGCUCUGUUAAGAAUUUUGAUGGACCUCCGAGUCACUGGCUUAAAGGGCACACGGAUUGGGUAAGUGUUAGUCAAACCUUUACACUUUUUUCAAGAAAAAGCGUGAUCAAUAUCCGGUUAGCGGCACAAGAGAAUGUGUCAAAUUUAAAUCGGGAGAAGCCGAUCAGUUCGAACCGUCGGAUAUGUCAGAAGUGAACUACUUUUCUGAUCACGCUUGAAAGAUUUACAUUAAGUGACUUAGUGAUGUUUUGAGCAAAAACAAGCGUUAAGUUUUAGAAAACAUAUUAAGCUAUUUGUUAUGUCAGAUAAGAUUGUUCCUCCAAAAGCUUUCAAAUAUCUAUUCAAACGGCGCCCUUGUAUAUUAAUUGAUUGUACAAUUUUUGGCAGAUGUUAUAACUAAUAUAUUUCUGAAAAGCGAUUGGAGCUGAAUAUGUUUUCCAGGGUACAAAUCUUCUAUCUACGGCCAUUAACAAUUGAUAACUUAGAGAAAACAUGGGCGUCAGUUGAUUCAAUUUCAUCCUACGUUAGCAUGCGCAUUCUUAACGAAAAUAUUUGUAUAUCCAGGUGUAUAUAUUCAAUACUGAAUACAUAAUAGAUAUUGAAAGGUCAAAAAAAAUAUCUAAGGCCUUGAAAACUCGGAUACAACCGUGACCUCGGAGACAAACAGAAUGCGUUCGCUGUUUUGAAAAAAUAAAGUAAUCCCUUUGCAAAACAAACAAAUGGGAAACGCUUAUGCUAAUUUAACGAAGAACUUGUGCGUUAUGGCUGAUAUGUUCUGUAGAUAUGAAUACUAAGUAUUAGCUGUUUAUAAUUUCUCGGUAACCCGCGCCCCAAAGUCAUCACGCAUCACUAAGUUAUGUCACAGGUACCUCAAGUUCGGGAGUGAGAAUCGUUGCGUAACAGGAAUGUUAUAAGGAGCGCUUAUCAUUUGCAUGGAAAUUUCAGUGAAAAAUUUCUGUCAAAUGGUACUGGUAUUUUUUUUUUGGCACCGAAAAACAGGAACGGGAUUGAGUUGUACCAUUUACAAAAUACCGCUAAAUUUUUCGCUUUCUCUCGACAUGAAGCCUGGCACUAGUAAUCCAAACAAAUGGUACAAAAAAAUUGGGUCGUUUCGGUAAAAACGAGAAAAAGGUAAUACCUCAAAAGGUAUUACUUUUUUCCGGAAAAUUUCCACAGGGAUGAACCGUUCCAUUCGAAUUCUCCCGGAAUUUCCGGGUUUUCCAUACAAAUGGUAAGCGCUCCUAAGAGCCGGGUUUGUAUGGGGGUUUUAAUGAUCGUUAUUUAGCGGUCAAAAAUGGUAAUAAACAGACAUCAGAAUUUCUUACCUUUCUUUUUGUUUUGAUGUAUGAUGUGUUUUGAGUAGUUUUUGCCGUUUCAGCUCGAUUCCAGCGAGUUUUAGUUCUGCUGUUGUUCUCUCUUUAUAUAAUAAAUGUUUUUUUUUUUACUUCUUAGGCAACGUUUGAUGGCAAUGGCUUGAAAUUUCAUGUUGAGUGUGCUACAAAGUACAGAACAGCCUAUCCCUUGUGGUUUGGCCCUCUCCGGGCAGCUCUGAUCCUCUGCCAUCCAGACACACUGAAAGUUGUGUUUUCCAGUCAUGUUCCAAAAGAGGAAUUUGUCUACAGCCUUAUUGUACCAUUCACUGGUAAGACACUUUCUAGUCUCCCUCGCAGCCGUUUUUUGGAUGUCACGCAACACUCCCAAACAAUAUGUCUUGGAUUACAGUUUAGCAGUGUGGGGAUCGUUGCGUGACAUCCAAAAAACGGCUGCGAGGGAGACUAGACACUUUCUUGCGAGUGAAUUCUUGGAUGGGGUGGGUGUAAGCAGCAGGUGGGGGUAAGGGGUAGGGGAAACGACCUUCCACCUCUGCCCCAGGAGAGUGCUUACUUGCAGGAUAGUAAGACAUAAUACGUAGAUUUUGCUGAGGCUAAAGGCGAAGCUCCCCUUAGUGAAAAACAUAUUGCAAUAAAGAAAUCCAAUUAAAGUUGAGCCUGCGAUCAAAACAACACUUUAAAAACAUUUAACCUCGAAAAAGCACUUUAAAAAACACUUAUUAACCUCCAUGGGUCGACACCUGAGCCCGCGAUACGGUCAUGUGAGACUAGCCAGCGGAUACCCUGUUUUAACAGCUGUCGACAACAUAAAUUUGCAAUAUCAAAUUGAAGGCUUCCACACUAGCUAGAAAGUGUAGAAUUUCACGUUGCUUUCCCUGUAGUACCGACAGACAGCGGGCGGUCGGUCGGUCGGACGUACGGUCACGUGACUAAGAAAAUUUCUUGGAUGGACGGGUAACCAAAUAUUUUUUAGCUAUGGGGCUCCACUCGCGCGCGUGGAGCUCCGCUAUAAAUUUACUCUAAUUCUGUGUUCGAGUGGCGACCGUGGCUGGUGUGAUAGGCUGUGUACAUGUGUAAGGUACUGUGCAUACUGCAGAUUUUGGUAGAGUGUACUUCCUUGGUAUUUUGGUGUUGGAAGGCCCCAUGUUGGAUUUCCUGUGCGUGUGCCACUACGUUGCGUUUACUGUGCCUUCCUGCAGCUGCUUGUAAAUUAAUACCAUGAGCGUGAUGGGUAUGCCUCCUAUUCUCACGUAUGGGGCUCCGCCCAUAGAGGUCGUGGGUAUUCAUAGGAGCUUCGGAUGUUUAGAGUUAUGAUCUGAACACAUUAAAUUUUAUACCUCCUGAUUGCUUGCCUAAUUUGUGCCCAUGGUUCUUACCUAUAAAACAGGACACAGCCUGACGAUUGUCAGUGGGAAACGAUGGCAGCAAAUGAGGAAGCUUUUAACUCCUGCCUUUCACGCUGACAUCUUGAAACCAUAUACAAAGUUGUUUCAGGAAUCCACCAGAACAUUACUGGUACGUAAGAAAUGGCCAGAUCAAGGUUCACAUGCUAACUUUUAAUUUGCUCUUUUAGUGAGCUAUGAGUCACCACCCCAUCCUCCAAGGGACUAAAUGAUCUUCCAUUUUCCACUUAUGUGCUUAAAUUCCGUGCAGGACAAGUGGUCAAGAAAUCCAGAAAAGAUGGAAUGUUUUGAGGAUCUUGGCUUGAUGGCCUUGGACUCGACACUCAAAUGUGCCUUUAGCUUUAAUAGCAACUGCCAAACAAACCUGUAAGUACAAAGAAUUGUGUCUUAAGUCAAGCAAGCCUGAAGAAAUAUAUGUUUAAAUAUCAUAGGAACUAGACGUGAUGGCCACAUUAGGAUGUUUUAUUUGGUCUUGAUGACAGACUUUGGUAUACUUCAAUCAGAUGUCUUAUGAACUACAGUCUCAGACAAAAAUAGUUGGGACACUCAGACCAAACACUGUUUUUUUCCUUCUCGUGCUCCCUUUGUCCCUCCCAAAGUUGUCUAUCGCGGUUCAGUCACCAAACCUUGUACACCAACAUUGAGGGGACAAGGAGACACAAAAGUGUCCCAACAAUUUUGACUGAGAAUGUAGCUAGACAUACUGAUGGCUAUACUGGGAUGUUUUGUGGGUCUUGAUGACAGACUUUGGUAUACUUCAAUGAAAGUAACUAAAUCAUUCAUCAAAGGGGAAGGGGUAAGGGUGUUCUCUGCAACCGUCCCGUUGGAAAUACCUAUGUUUUUACUUUGACGUGAUGGUCACACUGGGAUGUUUUUCAAAGUAACUGUAACAUUCAUCAAAGGGGAGUUGGCAAGAGUGUUCUGUGCAACCGUCCCGUUUGAAAUACUUGUGUUUAAACUUUGAAAUAAAAUUUUACUCUCCUUAGAAAUCAUGAUGCAUUCACUCACAGUCUCACUGCAGUUUCCAAAAUAUUAAUCAAACGAUUAAUGUAAGUGAGAAAGAAUAAUUAUAUGAGUGUUGAAAAAGUGGUGGUAUUUGGGGGGGUACGGCUGCUGAGAGAGGUGUCAGCUUGCAAGAGUGAGGUCCUUGAGCCUCUUAAUGGGUAUUUCCGAUGAAAUCAAAGCAGCCACGAUCGCCAUGGUUAAAGCGACAUUUGUCGUGCCAUGACGGCAAAAUAUAAAGGGGUGCUUGUUAUUUCGGGAUAUUACUGUAACGGUAGUCAUUAUAUCGGGAUUGUUUUCAUAUCUUUACGUUAACUGAGGCGUAGAAUGCCAUUCGCUGUUUCGGUGUGUUCGUUACAGAGGGGUUCGUUGUAUCGAAGUGUCACUAUACACGCUCGGAAACAUCUGUGUUACAAGCUAGAACUCUUUCCUGGGUAUUGUAUCUUUUUGCAAUGUUUAUUUGCUGAAAAAAUUGUCUUCUCUUGUCCUUUUAUAGAACCCCUAUUCUGCAUCCAGACUGGAUUUUUAAGUGGACUCAUCAUGGAAGAGACUUUUAUCGAAACUGUGCAGCUGCUCAUCAAGCCGCCGAGGAAAUCAUUAGAAGAAGGAGAAAAACUCUUCAGGACAAGGUACAAGCCUGAAAACACAACUGAUAUUUCACGACUCCACCACUGCUUUCCCGUGAAAUGACGUCUGAGAACGGCUGUGAGAAAGGAGGACAUAAAUUCCAUACUGAUGACGUCCACAACUCAGAUCUGGGUAGUGCUUUUGAUUGGUUGAAGCAAAUCUUCUACUAAUCAGAAACAUUACCUAGAUCUGGGUAGUGACGCGUCAUCAGUAUGGAAUUUCUGUACUUGUUUCUCAGACGUCAUUUCGCUAAAUCUCGCGAAAUGUUGGCUGUUUCCUGAGGCUAGACAAGGUACCAGCUUACGUCUUCUCCUGCAAAGGCUCCUAGUAAACAAAACUAAGCGGAGGAGUAAGCUUGUAACUCAGCUUAUAUAUUUUAGAAUUUGUCAGUUUCCUGCCCUAGUGUUGGUUCAUUCCUUCGGUGAUAAAUCUAUCGUGCCUUUAUAAUGAAAAACAAAGAAGCAAGCAAAUAAAGAAACAGAAGGAUCGAGGACUACUGAAGAGAGCCUUUAGAGUAAGAUAUUGAAAUGCACUUCUUAUCAUUAUCAUAUUACAGGGUAACCAGAUGAAUUCACGGGGAGACCAGCUGAAUGGAAGGACAAGAAAACUGCUAGAUAUGGUUGAUAUUCUUCUUGCAAUCAAGGUAUUUAUCGUAGACGCUAUGGGCGAAAAACUUAGCCCCUUUCGUUGCGUAUUUUAAAGGAAAACGUACAGUGUACGCUGAAUUGACAACGGGCACGUGUUAAGAUGGAAAUAGUUACUAUUCAUGUUUUGGGGUAUGGUAUUCAUGUGUAAAAGGCGUAGACGUUACUUCUGGUGGCAAGUAAUCCUUAAUUUUUAUGUCUGUGAACACUUUGUCCUGUGAAAACAUCAAUGACCAAAGUCUGGAAGGGCAUUGCUGAGAUCUGGGGUUUGGCCAAAAAUACAGCGGGGGAUUCGGUAAAAAGCAAAAUGUCUUCACGAAAUACGGGAUUUGAUAGCUACUCGUGAAGCGGGAUUCGCCAAAAUCUUAGCACGGGAUGCGGUAUUAGGAAAAGGAAACAGUAUUCGGGAUAGAGAUGACAGAGGUUCGGGAUCAGACGGGAUUGUCGUGGAACAGACUCGUGAAUACGACGUUAUCAUGAUCCCCAUUCCAGACCCUGCAAUAUUAAUAAUGUGCGACACAUCUUUGUUUUUAAUUACAGACCUGAGUAAAACCUGCCCUAAUGAUCGAUCUCCUUAGCAAUUAAUAGAUAAAGUAUAUGUUGGUCGUAGGAUGAAGAUGGAAACGGUCUAACUGAUGAAGAAAUACGAGCAGAGGUGGUAACGUUUUUCUCCGCUGGACAAGACACAGUUGCUGCCGGUAAGAAUUGUUUAUGUCGCCACUAAGUUUAACAGUUGGAUUUUAGUGUAUCGCUGCAAUAUUGCAUAAACCCGUGAAUAAAACCAGGGGCAGAUUCAGGUGACUUUCAGAAAGAAUGCGCUGAGGCUUGUUACGUGCCAGCAUUAUAGACGCUAUUUAUUGAUAAAAGAACUUUGACAGCAUUUUUGUCCAGAAAUUAAGGCUCUAGCCCCAAUUGUUCGAAAGGUGGAUAACGCUAUCCCCUCUCUCUCGGCUAUCCAGCGGAUGACGCGUUGGUUUAUCCAAUACUUAUCUAAAUGGUUAGCGAUUUAUCCGAUGGAUAGCGCUAUUCAACGAUAGAACAAACGACAAGUGGAGAACAGACAGUGAAUUCUUUAAGAAAUUAUUUAAAGUUUCGGUCAAAUAACGAAUACGUGGAACAUUGCUGUCUUGCUAAUCUGUCCAUCCGAGCAAACAAAUUUACCCCCAAGAACGCCCGUAGAACAGCCUACCAUUAUAUGCGAAUUAACCUCAUCCACUUUUCUCUCCUUUGAGCAAGGAAUUUCGUGGACCCUUUACAAUCUAGCUUUAUACCCAGAGCAUCAACUAAAAUGUCUGGAGGAAGUCAAUGAAGUUUACGGGAAAAAAGAAGAAUUAGAAUGGUAAGAUUGUUUACUUAAGUCUAAGAAAGUCUCUAACUUGAGGAGAGGAUGUGGUACUCCGAGAUUUUCUAGACCAUAUGAAUUAAUCCGUACAACUGAAGGCAAUAAAAACAAUACAUGUGGGUACAAAGCUUGUUUUACUUUUUUCUUUCCUUUUUUUUUUCCUUUUCUCUUUUCCCCUUUUCUUUUAUACGAUAUAGAAGGCACAACAAUGGACCACACUGCUUAACUGUAAUCCAAGACAUAACGUUUGGGAUGAUUUUUCUCCAUUGGGGAGAAGCGAUGUUAAGGCCAUAUUUAAGAGUGUUAAUUGUCGGUUACUUGCAAAUUUUGUACAAAAAAGGGCGAGAGGACACUGAAAUGUCCCCUACUUUUCGGCUAUUAUCACAGCCUGGGAAAUGAUUCAAUCUAACUGACUAAAAACGUUGUAUUUCACCAGGGAAGACUUGCCUCAUCUUAAGUACGUUACACUUGUGAUCAAAGAAAGCAUGAGACUUUAUCCGCCAUUUCCUAUGUUUAGUCGCAGCUUAGACAAAUCUUAUGAGAUCGACGGAAAAUUAACACCAAAAGGUAACGUUUGUUUAUAUAUAAGUUCACGUUCUCCAUGUGAGGAGAAACUGUAGGAAAACGUUGAUGAUUAUGGUGCAAAUUUUAAUGGUAUUGUUGGUGGCAUUAACUAAAGAUGAUGAUGACGCCGACAAUAUUGGCCAAUGUUGGUCAAUAAUAGUAAUUAAAUUAAAUCAAAUGAAUAAGCAACGCGUGACGAACCCCUAAGAAGGUCUGCGUGGAAGGCUAGGCCUGUGUUCGAAUGCUUCAAAAUAAGAAAGAGAAGGAAAUAGAAGUAGAUCAAAAUAGGUGUUAUGUAUAGUGUAAUGAAUAGCUUAGCAUAUAUAGUAAAUUUAAAUUAUUUAGAAAACGGUUGGUGUACCAGCUGGUACUAGACCCCAAAUAAAAUAUUGUCUGUUGUCCUUUUAAUCAUUUUCGUCAUUAUCAUCAUGAAAUACAACGGUAGUGAUAAAUGAUUUAAGUCUCCUUAUAAUGAUGCGCUGUUUCCGUUUUGAUGAUACGUCAGGAACGUGGAUCAUGAUCAACGCUUAUGCAUUGCAUCACAAUCCUCAUGUAUGGAAAGACCCUGAGGUAAGCUAGGCCUGUAAAUCUCUCAUCAUUUUUUAGGAAAGGAUAAUUCAUGGGGAUAUACUUUGUUGCGAUUAACUACUCCUUAAAUCAGCAACAUUUUAGCUCGGUUAUUAUCUCCUUUGCAGCCGUUCUUUGGGUCAUCACGCAACGCUCCUGCCACGAGCCCUGUGUGACAACACCUAAAACGGCUGCUUAGUUACGUUCACACCGCCCCAGACGAAUUUUCAACCGGUUGAAAACUCAUGCGUUUAGGUGUUCCGUUCAUACGAGACCACCUUAACCGUACGAAAAUUCAGACGCCUAACUGUUCAAAGUUCCUUGUGAACAGAGUGAAAAUAUUGAACUUUCCCGUGUGAACGAAGUGUCUGGUCAAAUUUUUUCGCCGGUGGAAAAUUCGUCCGAUGCCGUGUGUUUUGUGCUAAACAAGUUAUACAUCAAAGUUUUCUUUGAGCAUAGAAAUUUAUGACAUCACAAGUGCUACAAGGACCGUAGUUUCACAUUGUUGGUUUCUGUCGCAGGGUUUAGGUGUAAAUAAGGGUUGACCAUGGUGUCUUUUGUUACAGACCUUUGAUCCGCUGCGGUUCAUGGUGGAAAACAAAGAAGACAGGUCACCAUACGCAUAUAUACCAUUUUCUGCUGGUCCAAGGUGUGUCUCUGUUUCUAUUUAUGUGAGGCAACAAAGGAUAAAAUACCUCUUUAUCCUCUCUCUUGUAAUACAAGAAAGGAAUCUUUUUUAUUGGUAAAAUGCCUUUGGCACGACCAUCCAUUUAGGAAAAUAUUGUACAACAUAGCCUUCGAAUACAGCCGUUUCUUCUCGCUCAUCGCCGCUGGGAACGUUUCGCGCUCGUUGACCAGAUUCCGGGCAAAUCCACGUCAUCAGCAUAGAAUUUAUGGGAUCGCAGACGUCUCUCACGUGAAACGUCCCCUGCAGCGAGGAGCGAGUGGAAACGGCUGUAUUCGCAGCCGGCUUUGUACAACAACAUGAACAGUACCACAGAAUAGUACAUUUGUUUUCUUUUUGUUGUUUACCCUUUCACACAAAACCAUAUUUUCGACCUAAAUUUAGACUACAGAUUCAAAUCUGUUUUUUUAAUCUCCACAGAAACUGUAUUGGAAUGAAUUUUGCUAUGGCUGAAAUGAGGGUAGCCGUGGCCAUGAUUCUCAGAAGGUUAGCUUGUUUGCGACUUAAAUAAUGCAUUUUUUCUUGAUAUCUGUUUCCGCCAUGUGUAAUAAUCAUGUUUGUGUUUAAUUUCAGGUUUAAAUUAUCGGUAACUAAGGAAAACCAAGUAACAUCAGAGGAUUUGUUUCCAGAAAUUUUUCUCCGCACAAAAAAUGGGAUUCAUCUUACUCUGUCGCCACGGUUUCAGAAGUAGCUGCUAGUCUGUACAAAGGCCUUGUGUUUUUAACCUCCUAGACGCAGAAAUUUUCCUCUAUUCGACAAGAAGACGCGUCACAAGCCUCGAACAUCCAUUAACGAAAUAGUGACUUCUAACGAAAUAGCUUGAAUGUUGGAGUGGAAAUUUCGAGAUUCAAGGAACAUAUCCUACCCUGUCUGCGCGCGAUGACAGUUGUUUUCAGACGAAGAGAGACCCUAGAAAGAAUUUUUUCAGUCUCUUUUAACAAGAUAAAGGCGUUUGGUAACUUCUCUUUUUCCUUCCCAAUAACAAGUACAAAACAAACAAACAAAAGGCUGAAUGUAGUGGAAACGUUUGUUUCCCUUCCCCAGUAAAACUAGAAGGGAACUGGGCCGAGUUAACUUUCGCAAAGACUUAUGGAACUGUUGGUAGGGACAGGGAAAAAAAUUGGCCAAUAGCUGACCGGUGCGAUCCCAGGAACAAUUGCGGGACUGGUUCGGUACCAGUCCCCUAUCGUUUCUAAAGUGGUGAUUGCUUUUGAACCACGAAUACUUAUAACUCGAAAAAAAAGCUUUCUUUUCCCCAGGAGGUUCAGAAGAUUGGGAUUCCACGGCCUGGUAAAUAUCGUUCUGCCCCGGACUCGUCUCUCAAUCUCCUAUUUUUUAGCGACCUUAAGCAACGAGAACUUCGACGUCCUGGACGUCAAAAACGGCAACCGGAAGUUGAUGUUUUCUCGCUUUUUGUGCUCUUCUCGACAAAUUCGUACAGCGGGAGUUACAACUAAGGCAUUUAGAUUCGUUGAGUAAGACAAAGUGUUCCAUCAA